Molecule: messenger RNA, 1380 nt
Organism: Hippoglossus stenolepis (Pacific halibut)
Lineage: Eukaryota; Metazoa; Chordata; Actinopteri; Pleuronectiformes; Pleuronectidae
Gene: pfdn2
Product: prefoldin subunit 2
Exons: 4
Coding region: 75-560 (161 amino acids)
Biological process (GO): protein folding
Cellular component (GO): prefoldin complex; cytoplasm
Molecular function (GO): protein folding chaperone
Source: RefSeq, a predicted model, not a curated record
UUUGCACUCAGGCGAUCACAGGGACCGCCUGUACACUUCCUGCCCGGGGUCCUUCGCAGCAACACCCUUCCAAGAUGGCAGCCAACAGCAGCAGCACGGGCAGCAAGUCGAGCAGCGGCUCAGGAGGGAAACCGUCCGGUCCUUCAGCGGAGCAGGUGGUGUCCACGUUUCAGAGGAUGCGUCAGGAACAACGUGGAAUGGCUUCUAAAGCUGCGGAGCUGGAGAUGGACAUCAACGAGCACAGCUUAGUGAUUGACACGCUGAGGGAAGUGGAUUCUUCAAGGAAAUGCUUUCGUCUGGUUGGAGGAGUGUUGGUGGAGAGAACAGUAAAGGAAGUUCUACCAGCCCUGGAAAACAACAAAGAACAGAUCUCCAAAAUAAUCGAGGGCAUCAACACAAAAAUGCAGUCGAAAGGACGGGAACUCACAGAGUACAGGGAACGCUACAACAUCCGGCUGGUGGGCGAGGGUGAAGGAGAGGGGCAGGGCCAGACGGGGGCGUCUUCCGGGGACAGCGAAGGAGGCGGUUCCAAAAGCGGCGCUGGCGUUCUAGUGUCGUAGUUUCUAAUGGAAUUGGGAGACAAUAGGGCCUUAUGAUUUCUGCAGUACUGAAAACAUAGUUAGUCACAAAUUCUAGGUGGGAAAUCUGAACUCUUUACAGGAAAACAGUGGAUUUGAAGAUUACUGAAACUCCUGCUAAACACGGUGCACUUGGUUUGGUAAUUUAGCGACAGACACAAAUUCAAAGUGUACAUUGUGCUUUUCUUAUGCAUGUUCAGCGUGAAUGCUAGUGUGUGUAACAAAUUCAAGUUGUGUGUCAUUUGCCAUUUAUUAAAGCAGAUUUAGCAUUUUCUGAAGUUAAGACUUUUGAUUAGGAACUUUAAGGCUGGUUUCAUUUGGCCCUUAAGGAGGUAGACGUCACCCUUGUUAUGGCAGAACAGGUCCCAGAAUGCAACACGACCUGCGAGCGUGAACAAGAGUUAUACUGUAAACAAUGAAUCUUUAGGCUCUGUUCAACCUUUGUGACUUUUUGUUGUGCUCCACCCUGAAGUUGUCUCAACACAAAGGUGAUGCAUUGAAAGGCUGCUGGUUUGUGUCCAUAAUGCUGAUGUGAGGUCGGGGGUGUGACCUGCUGGGACACACUGUUACUAUAAAGCCCUGUCAUUAAAAGUACAAUAAAACUUGUUUUGUUCUUCUGACCUGUAGCACAUGCUUGAGCCUGGAAGGGUUCAGCCUCCUCGAACCUGGUGGCUGCUGUCGACUCUGUUCAUUUAGUUGUAAGGACAGAAAUGUUUGUUUAUGAUCAUGAAUUAAAAAAUUCACAAAUGUGCUCUGUUGUGUCCGAAAUACUUGUUCAAAUAAAACUACUGUUUACACCAUA